UGUUUGAACCAAAGCAGCAUCUGAAGUACAUUUGUGACUUAUUGACUUUACCUUUGUUAGAAGUUUCUCUCAUACAACAUGGAUGUUGUUGCAGAGCAUGUAGAUCUAAUGAUGGCCAGUGAGAACUUUGAGAGGACAAUUGCAAACUUUGACCACAACUUCUCAGGCAAACUGAUAGAUUUACUGAGGAAAAUCAUGGACCUGAGUUCAGAAAGUGGACACCUGAAACUGCUUAACAUUCUCUACAGACUGGAUUUCAAUGGUUUCUACAAGGAGAAGUUAGAAGCCAUGUCAGCAGAGAAGGCUAUGAUGGAAUCUUCUAUACAUAGUACAGAUUCUGGAUCCACAGGUUCAUGGCCGACAUCAUCAUUUACGUCACAGCGUCCAGAGACAGCUCAGUACGUCCCAAGUAUCCACAAACAGAGACCGUCAUCUAACUCAUCUAAUUAAACAGGGCUGACCAGAACAGCACAAGUACUAACGAUGGAAACACAGAUGUAUAAACUAAGAUGAAUUCCAGUUUAUUGUUGGACUUAAAUAACUUAUUGCAAUGCACGAUGCGAUCUCAUGUCACUGUGUGUGCUAGGAGAUGUUAAAGCAAACCUUUUUGAGAAUUUUUCUUACAAAAAAUUGUAUGAGUGGGAAGUGAGAAUUGUUUUUAGAUAAGUAAUAUUUGAAGUCAUUAGCACAAAAUUGAGGAGGAGAUAUUCCUUAAUUAAGGAAUAAUUGGUACUUUUAUCUUAAUAAAGAGUUAUUAAUUAUAAAUUUCUGCAUGUUAUUGAUUAUUUUAAUGUUUAUUGCAAAUUUAAUGGGGAUUGCUAAAAGAAUAUAUCCACGAAUGUGUCUGGCUGCAGAGGAAAGCAUUUUUUUUC
Molecule: messenger RNA, 872 nt
Organism: Saccostrea cuccullata (small rock oyster)
Lineage: Eukaryota; Metazoa; Mollusca; Bivalvia; Ostreida; Ostreidae
Product: gamma-tubulin complex component 2-like
Exons: 4
Coding region: 79-450 (123 amino acids)
Source: RefSeq, a predicted model, not a curated record